This is a messenger RNA of Drosophila innubila, 5207 nucleotides long. It is a transcript of the gene ab, whose product is annotated as protein abrupt. The record is from RefSeq and is a predicted model, not a curated record. The transcript is spliced from 7 exons. The coding region runs from base 463 to 3210 and encodes 915 amino acids. Gene Ontology annotation, biological process: regulation of transcription by RNA polymerase II. Lineage: Eukaryota; Metazoa; Arthropoda; Insecta; Diptera; Drosophilidae. Gene Ontology annotation, molecular function: protein binding. Gene Ontology annotation, cellular component: nucleus.
AGAUCGCAUCGGAUCACAGUCCGAAGAGCAGCAACUUGAUAUUGAGCGGCCCCCGUUUACUCCGUCCAUGGUUGUGGCCCCAAUAGUCCGGUGAAAAUGGACAAAGGCCGACAGAGGUUGCCACAACUUUCGCCCAAUUAGCACAGGGGGAUAACUGGACGCAAGGACGCAACAAGAUUGGCGGAACGGCAACUGUAAAUAUUUGGAAGACACACACAAAGCUGCCACAAAGCAAGCAUUCGUCCACAACAAUACAAUAGCCAAAUCAAAGCAUUAGCAACAAAAGCGACCCCCAAAAAUAGAAGAAAAAAAAAACGUAGAUCGAGUCCAUUAAGAUACAGCACAAAGGACACAAGAAGAAGAAGGAGUAGAAGACAUAGUUGAAGACACAGAAAGAGAGAGAGAGAGAGAGAGUGAGAGAGAAGAGAACACCCGAAGAGUAUAGAGUCGUAGUUCCUAUAAAUGACCGAAUCCACACAGCUACAAACGGCGGAGAAUAAUAACGCGGGCGUGGUCAAAAUGGAGCCACCGCCACUGGCGACCUCCACCCACAGCUCGCUCACCCACUCCCUUGUCGCCACAGCAGCUGCCGUUGCCGGCGCCGGCGGUACGGCACUGUCGCCAGCAACACCUCCCUUGCCACAUCCAUUGGGGCAGCAUUCAUCGCAGCAACAUUAUGCGCUUAAGUGGAACGACUUUCAGACAUCCAUACUCAGCUCGUUCCGUCAUCUGCGGGAUGAAGAGGACUUUAUUGAUGUGACCCUUGCCUGCGACGAGCGUUCAUUCACCGCCCACAAGGUUGUGCUCAGCGCCUGCAGUCCCUACUUCCGCAAACUGCUCAAGGCCAAUCCCUGCGAGCAUCCCAUUGUCAUAUUGCGCGAUGUGCGCAGCGACGACGUCGAGAAUCUGCUGAGCUUUAUGUACAACGGCGAGGUGAAUGUGAGUCACGAGCAAUUGCCCGACUUCUUGAAGACCGCACACUUGCUGCAGAUACGUGGGCUGGCGGAUGUCAAUGGGGGUUAUCCCUAUGCCAAGGCGCUAUCUGCCGCCCUCAGUCAUAGCAACAGCAACAGCAUUAGCCACAGCAACAACAACAACAAUGCUGACAGCAGCAAUCACAACAAAAUUAGCAACUACUUGCCCACAGCGCUGAGCAAUGCCAACAACAACAACAGCUGCAACAGCAACAGCUCGAGUAGCAACAACAACAGCAACAACAACAGCAACCACAACAACAGCAGCAGCAACAACAACAACAACAUUAACUCACACAGCCAGAAUUCACCGUUCAACACGCCGCAGACGCCAACGUCGCUGCCAGCGUCGAGUGCAGCCGCCGCCGCUGCCGCCGCUGCAUCAUUGACAGCCGCUGUUGCUGCAGCAGCCGCUGCGACAGCGUCGAGUCUGCCCUUGGGGGGCAACAGCCAGGCACAAAGCCAAAGCGGAAACGGAAGUGGAGCAGGCUGCGUUACGCCCGCCAUUCAGGAGCUUAAGGCAUCCGCAGCGUCGCCCGCGAGCAGCAACCAUUGGGAUCUGAGCGAUAUGGAGGGCAGUCGCAAAAGUCAUUUGACACCGCCGCCCCAGAAACGCAUCAAGAGCGCCGAUUUGUUCCGUGCCCAACAUGGCAUCAGUCCGGAGCGUCUGUUAAUUGAUCGGGACUUUCCUGUUGCGGGGCAACAUCCGUUGACAAGGAAUCGCAGCCGUGACACAUCCAAGGAUCGCGAUCGCAGUCUGGAAUUGCGUGAAUCUCUGCUCGGUCAAGCUCUUGAAAACAGCAACGGACAGCAGGCCAAUCAGAAACAUGAUCUCGGCCAGAGUGCCGGCGAGGACUCGAACAGCAGCGAUACAGAGCCAUCGGAUCGUGGUGAUGGUCAACAUGAUGGCACACUCGAUGGCAUGGACAAUCAGCGUUCUCACUCCUUCCCCAAUGCGUUCCUGGGCCUCCAGGGUAUUCCCGGCCUUUUGCCAGGACCCUCUGGCUUAGGUGCCAAUGAUUUCGUUUCACGUCGUUCUUUGGAGAUGCGUGUACGUGCCACAGAUCCGCGACCAUGCCCCAAAUGUGGCAAAAUCUACCGCUCGGCGCAUACGCUGCGCACUCAUCUGGAGGACAAGCACACAGUUUGUCCUGGCUAUCGCUGCGUGUUGUGUGGAACUGUGGCCAAGUCCAGGAACUCGCUGCACUCGCAUAUGUCGCGUCAGCAUCGCGGCAUUUCCACAAAGGAUUUGCCCGUGCUGCCCAUGCCCAGCGCCUUUGAUCCGGAUCUCGCAUCCCGUCUGCUGGCCAAGGCCGGCGUGAAGAUAUCUCCGGCUGAGUUACGGGCACGUGCUUCACCCACCGGCGGCAGCGGAAGCAGUGGAGGAGCUGGCAAUGGGGGCAAUGGACAGAAGUUGGACCUCAGCAAUGCCAGCGGUGGACCCAUGGACGAUGUGGACGAUUCUGACGAUGAUCCCGAGGAUCUGACCACCGGCAAUGGACUCUAUGGCGUCGGCAGCAGCGCCAGCGACCUCAGCCGCUAUCACGAGAGCUUGCUGAGCAACUUUGGACACGCGAACACAACCAUUUCUCGGAUGCGGAACGAAGCUGCCGCAGCUGCAGCUGUUGCCGCCAUGGGACAGAAGGAUCUGGGCUCUGGCGGCGGCGGAGUUCAGUUGCCCAACAGCAGCAAUGCGGGUCAAUCCCUGCUGGACACGUAUCUGCAGUUCAUCACAGAGAAUACUUUCGGCAUGGGCAUGUCACAGGAGCAUGCAGCUGCCGCGGCGUUGCAUGCCGCCAAAAUGGCGCAAUUGAAUGCGAUGGGACACAGUCUGGACAAGUUGCCAGCGGGUCUGCUGCCAGCACAGUUUGAUCUGAGCAAGUUGACAGGAGGCGUAGGUGCAACAGCUGGUUAUGGCCAAGGUGGUGCUGGACUGACCAUUGAACCGAUACUGAGACGCGACCAACAACAACAACAACAACAAGCGAGCAGUCUCUCCCCAGAGCUUAGUUCUGUAGGUCACUUGCACCACAAUCUGGUCGGUGGUGCUGGUGUUGGUGAUCCCGAUGAGGUGGAUGUCGAUGCCGAUGCCAAUGCUGAGAUUAGACGCGAUGGCUCGGAACCAAUGGAUUUGGGAUUGGGCCUGGAUAAUAAUCAAUCCGGCAGCAACAAUGAGGUGGCCAAUUCGGAUGCCGAGGAGAAUUACUCGGAGGAUGAGGGUGUGCACAACACAUAAGCGAUAAGCGAAAGGCAAUAACCACAAAAUUUGGAGAGUAAAAGAUAGAAGAUAUUACGAUAUUACGAUAUUCAGAAGAGUCGUCAAACAAACAGUUGUAUACCCACAAAAAAUGGAACAUUUGUAACGAGUAGCCUUAUCCUCAUGUAUACCAGUUUAUGUGUACUAUACGAUACGAUAGUUACGCUAGUUACGAUAGUUAUCUAGAACUAGAAACAAAUCAUACAGAUCAUACUUAUUAUGUGCUGCGUGUGCAGAAAUUUUAGUAGAAUUUAUGUUGUGCUUUUAACAAAACAAAAACAAGAAACAAAUUUAAGUGAACAAAAAAUCUAUCUAUUUAAAAAAAUUUAAAAACAGAGAUGAUUACAUGCAUAAACAAUAUUUAACCUAUAUACUACCUAUAUACACAUGUACCUGUUGUGUGUAUACGAAGAGAAGAAGAUAAAGCACAGAACAAGACAAACUCGAAAAAGAAAAGAAAUGCAAGAAAAACUCAUACUCCAAAAUACCUAAAGCUAAACCUAAACAUAAAAGUACUAUAGACAUCUAGUUAUUUAAGUUUAGUGUUAAGAAUCUCGAAAUUGAGUAAACAACUCUGUAAAUAGUAUACAAAAUGUUGUAGGAGAUACGCACCCGGACAGAAUGAAUCCUUCCCAUUUGAAUACUCUUAAAUCCGUCUUAAGUUUUUAAUAAUUAUGUAAUUUUAUCAGAUGAAACAAUUCAGAUGUGCCAUGCCACAGAUAGAGCUUACAUAUGACUCUGGAGACAACACAAAUACGAGUACGCCUAUACAUAUAUACAUACGUGUAUGUAUAAUACAUACCUAUAUUUAUAGUGCUUAACCAUAUCUCAGGAAUACACGUGGAUGACAUUCCCGCUGCCUCAAUUAAACAGCCGGAAGAACCGAACUACCUCAGAAAUGAUUUGUGCAGCCCUUGUACUCAUUAUCCGUAAUACCUUUAUAUAUCUUCCAGUAAUCGUACUUACACACACAUUAUAGCAGACACAUCUGCUUAGUUUUAGGGUCUCCAUUGAAUGGGUGCGCAAUUUAAUCAAUUUUUAAAGAAUACUGCUAUCGCCAAGCAAUGUAAAUUUAAUUACUAUUAUUUAUACACAAUUAUGCGAUUAUGUACAACAAAAGUGAAAGAAACUACAAGCACAUACAAAACAUUUGCUUAGAUAUAAUUAAACGCGUAAUCGCUCGUAUUUGGAAAAUAUAUUGUAAUAGAAUCAAAUACCUCAUCAUACUCAGAUCACAUAAAUAAUCACUCACAGAUUCAUUUAAAAGGUUUCUCUCCACGUGUUCCAUAUAAUCGCAAUGUCAUUAUGCCCGUAUUUCCUAUAUUGUACAUUUAGUUUGAAUAUGCUCUGUUUAUUUUAGGUUUAUUGUUAGUUUCAAGAUCGAAGAUGAGCACAGACUCUACAAGAGUUGAACCCCACUUGCCUUAUUAUAACAUAUAUAUGUGUUACUUUAGUAAUUUUCUACCUCAAUUAAUUUAAACGUAAUUUACUUGCAUAUUAUUUAAGCGCGCAAUUUUAUAAAUGUAUAUCUUUUUUCAUAUAGUACUUGUAUCUUUUGAACAAAUCUUCAAUGAUAAUUCAUCACGAGUCACCUAACAUAGCAUAAAUUUAAUGAAUAUUGAUGAAGCAAAUGCAUAGAAAUAAAUUAUACUAUUGAAUAAAGCAAAUUAUAAGUAAAUACAAAUAUGUUUAAUUUGUCUCUCUCUACCCUAUUUUAUAUUGCGUCCGGCUACGUUUCUUUUGAAACCAUAUAUUACUUAUGCUAUUUUUAAUUAUAAGCUGGAAAUGCAUUAAUGGCAACACUCACACGAAGAGACACAAACAAACAUACACAGAGAAUUGAGUUAAGUCGCUAGAAUAAAAUGAGUUAGUUAAAUUAAAGUCGUUACAUAAGCAAUUUAAGUAGAGAUCCAUGUGCUUAGAACGUUAUUAAUAUAUUUAUUGAAAUUACAAUAAAGUCGCGUUAUGAAGAACAA